Molecule: messenger RNA, 1131 nt
Organism: Penicillium odoratum
Lineage: Eukaryota; Fungi; Ascomycota; Eurotiomycetes; Eurotiales; Aspergillaceae
Product: polysaccharide lyase family 1 protein
Exons: 4
Coding region: 1-1131 (376 amino acids)
Molecular function (GO): pectate lyase activity
Source: RefSeq, a predicted model, not a curated record
AUGAAGUACCUUUCUCUUCUGGCGGCUUUUGCUGCUCACGCUGCUGCUGUCAGUGUCUCUGGCUCCGCCGAAGGUUUCGCCAAGGGAACUACAGGUGGUGGUAGUGCUACUGCUGUCUACCCGACUACCACCGACGAGCUGGUCUCGUACCUUGGUGACUCGGAGGCUCGCGUGAUUGUUCUUACCAAGACUUUUGAUUUCACUGAUACCGAGGGUACCACUACUUCCACUGGAUGUGCGCCUUGGGGUACUGCUUCUGGUUGUCAGGUUGCUAUCAACCAGGACGACUGGUGCACGAACUACGAGCCAGACGCACCAAGUGUCUCGGUCAGCUAUGACAACGCUGGUAUUCUGGGUAUCACUGUUGCCUCCGACAAGACCCUUCUUGGUGUUGGCACUACCGGUGUUAUCAAGGGUAAGGGUCUUCGCAUUGUCAGCGGUGCUAGCAACGUUAUCAUCCAGAACAUCGCUAUCACCGACAUCAACUCCAAGUACGUCUGGGGUGGAGACGCCAUUACCAUUGACGAGGCCGAUCUGAUCUGGAUCGAUCACGUUACUACCGCCCGUAUCGGUCGUCAGCACUACGUUCUCGGUACCUCCGCCGACAACCGCAUCAGUCUGACAAACAACUACAUCGACGGUGUGACCUCUUACUCAGCAACCUGUGACACAUACACCUACUGGGGUAUCUAUCUGGAUGGAUCCUCCGACCUGGUCACCCUGAAGGGCAACUACAUCUACCACACCAGCGGACGUAGCCCCAAGGUUCAGGGUAACACUCUUCUCCACGCUGUCAACAACUACUGGUACGACAACACUGGCCAUGCUUUCGAGAUUGGUUCCGGUGGCUACGUCCUCGCUGAGGGCAAUGUUUUCCAGAACAUUGAUACUGUUGUUGAGUCGCCUAUUGAUGGACAGCUGUUCACUUCACCUGACACCUCUACCAACAAAAUCUGCUCGACCUACCUGGGACGUGUUUGCCAGGUUAACGGAUUUGGAUCUUCUGGGACUUUCAGCCAGUCUGAUGAGAGCUUCCUGGUGAACUUCGAGGGCAAGAACAUUGCUUCUGCUACAGCUUACACUUCUGUCGCGGCGAGUGUUGAGGCUAAUGCUGGUCAGGGUAACCUGUAA